Messenger RNA from Oxyura jamaicensis (ruddy duck), 1180 nucleotides. Its product is annotated as ATP synthase subunit beta, mitochondrial-like. Gene Ontology annotation, molecular function: proton-transporting ATP synthase activity, rotational mechanism; ATP hydrolysis activity; ATP binding. The annotation marks the transcript as partial. The transcript has 7 exons. Lineage: Eukaryota; Metazoa; Chordata; Aves; Anseriformes; Anatidae. The record is from RefSeq and is a predicted model, not a curated record. Gene Ontology annotation, biological process: proton motive force-driven mitochondrial ATP synthesis; proton transmembrane transport.
GGGCGGGCGAAGGGGCUCAGUCGGCGCCGCCAUGUUGGGGCUCGCGGGUCGCUGUGCUGCGGCCGCCGCCGCCGCCGCCCGGCCGGUGCUGAGCCGCGGGGCCGGGCCGGCCAACGGCCUCCUGCCGCUGCUCCUCAGCCGCGGGGCCGGCCCGGCCGCCGCCACCGGCAGCCGCCGCCGCUAUGCCGCCCAGCCGGCCCCCGCCGCCAAGGCCGGCGCCAGCACCGGGCGCAUCGUGGCCGUCAUCGGCGCCGUGGUGGACGUGCAGUUCGACGAGGGGCUGCCGCCCAUCCUCAACGCCCUGGAGGUGCAGGGCAGGGAGACCCGGCUGGUGCUGGAGGUGGCGCAGCACCUGGGAGAGAACACCGUGCGCACGAUUGCCAUGGACGGGACAGAAGGGCUGGUGAGGGGACAGAAGGUGCUGGACUCCGGCGCGCCCAUCCGCAUCCCCGUGGGCCCCGAGACCUUGGGCAGGAUCAUGAAUGUCAUCGGGGAGCCCAUCGACGAGAGGGGUCCCAUCACAACGAAACAGUUUGCUGCUAUCCACGCCGAAGCCCCCGAGUUCGUGGAGAUGAGCGUUGAGCAGGAGAUCCUGGUGACGGGGAUCAAGGUGGUGGACCUGCUGGCCCCCUACGCCAAGGGCGGCAAGAUCGGUUUAUUCGGAGGCGCCGGCGUCGGCAAGACGGUGCUGAUCAUGGAGCUGAUCAACAACGUGGCCAAAGCUCACGGCGGUUACUCGGUGUUCGCUGGGGUUGGGGAGCGAACCCGGGAGGGCAACGACUUGUACCACGAGAUGAUCGAGUCCGGGGUCAUCAACCUGAAAGACGCCACUUCCAAGGUCGCCCUGGUCUACGGGCAGAUGAACGAGCCCCCGGGUGCCCGCGCCAGAGUGGCUCUGACGGGAUUGACAGUGGCCGAAUACUUCAGGGACCAGGAGGGUCAGGACGUGCUGCUCUUCAUCGACAACAUCUUCCGCUUCACCCAGGCUGGCUCAGAGGUGUCAGCCCUGCUGGGGAGAAUCCCCUCCGCCGUGGGCUACCAGCCCACGCUGGCCACCGACAUGGGCACCAUGCAGGAGCGGAUCACCACCACGCGCAAGGGCUCCAUCACGUCGGUGCAGGUAGCGCUGGAGCCGCGCGCGCCGGGCGGGGGUCACCGCAGCGCCCGCCUCCGUCCCACC